This is a messenger RNA of Agrilus planipennis (emerald ash borer), 1230 nucleotides long. RefSeq names its product peflin-like. The record is from RefSeq and is a predicted model, not a curated record. Gene Ontology annotation, biological process: COPII vesicle coat assembly. The transcript has a single exon. Bases 65 to 1120 code for a protein of 351 amino acids. NCBI's taxonomy places the organism in Eukaryota, Metazoa, Arthropoda, Insecta, Coleoptera, Buprestidae. Gene Ontology annotation, molecular function: calcium ion binding.
AGGAGGAUCAUCAAAAGUCUCCAAUAAAAUUAGUUCGAAUCUAGAUGGUAGUGGAAUCGAAAAGAUGUGGAAAUAUUUGUCAAAUUGGGUCGUUGACAGAUGUGGUCAAAAUUUUUGUACGUCUACUAAUAUGUCUACUAAAAAUCUGAGUGCCCCUAAAGCCCCUGGUCCAUUUACAAGAGACUAUAACGAAAUAAAACAUGCCGCAAAAGCGGUGGGUAGAGACGAGCAGUUUACUUCCCAUAGAAAAGGUCACCGUGAGAGGUCGUCCAGUCCAUCAGACAGAACUGGAGGUCACAAAGCUCGUAGCGAACCAAAGUUUGAAGGUGGCGGUCGUAAGAAAGAUGAGAAGAAAGAGACCAUCCACGAAUUCCCUGAAAACAAUUCAAGUUUCCGUGUAGGUUCCGCAAUCAUAUCUGCAAACGCUUCGGAAACCCGGUCGGGAGAGACUACCAUGAAUAGCGAGAUGAGGGGCACCGUACCGCUCUACGGAAUUCCGAGCAAAACCAACGAGGUUCAAACGGAAAAGGGUUCAAAAGCAAGCAAAGUUUAUGGAAUGUCACCCGUAGAAGGAAGCGUCUUGUCUCCGGGCAAGUUGACCAUGAUUUCGCCGUCUCUUAACCCAUCCGAGUACCAUAAAAUGUACCAAGUGGGAGACAUGAUGAAGGGAAAGGUGAAUGCCAAGGAACUCCAAGCAGCCUUCGAAGUGUUUCAAGGGAAACACUUUUCGGACGCUUCCUGUAAGUUCGUGGUGAGACUGUUCGAUCUCGAUAAGGCCGGAGGAUUAGAUACGAAAGAGUUCGAAACGUUGUAUUUUUUCGUUAAGCAGUGGGUCGAAGCCUUCAACGCAUAUGACACCGAUAGGACUGGGUUUCUGAACGAAUCCGAGUUCGACUACGCGUUGAGAAAGAUGGACAUUAACUUUUCGAAGGAGUUCAUCAAAUUUCUUUUGACCAAGCAUGAUCCGACCAACAGGAAGAUCUCGUUGGACCAGUUCAUACUCUUCUGCAUCCAGGCGCAAAGGUUCACCGAGGAGUUCAAGGCGAGGGACCAAAAUUACAGCGGGAACAUCAAUCUCCGAUACGAAGAUUUUUUAGAAUUAAUAAUGAGAUGCUUCUAAACGCGACAACAAAUUUCCGUUUCAUUAACUCGUGCCAUGUAGAUGUUAUUUUUAAAGGUGGAUCAAGGUCACUUCUAUCAAAUGCAUAUUGAAUAAAAUAAAAUUACGAA